CACCUUUCCCGCGUCACUAGCUACUUCGGAUCGUCUUGCUUGACUGCCCAGCAGAAAUCUCAUAGAAUACCACCCAUCGCAACCAUGUCCGGUUCAAAAUCCCCGAUAGAAGAGACCGAAAAGUCUCUCGUGCAGAAAGCCAGAGCAUGGGGAGAGAACUCAUUCCCACCCACCCUGCUCGCCACUCUCAUCACCGCACAAUACAUGCGACCAUUCCAGGCCCUUCCAAUGCUUUUCCCUCCCGUCCUGAUAUUCACCAGCUACGCCAACAUCCAAGGCUUCAAAACCGAUACAGCCGGUAUCAGCGCGGCGUGGUCCGGGCUGUACCUGUUGCUCGCGGGUCGUCGGAAGCAGCCGUUUAUGAAGAAAUGGGGCGCGAGAGGAAUUGUCCGCGGUGCGACAAUGGGUCUGUGCUUGGUUAAUAUGGUUAGCGGUGGGUUGGCGUAUACUCUGGGCAAGCGGGAGGAGGAAGAGGAUUAAACGGGGGAUAUAUAAAAGUUAUGGUUUGAUUCGGUGAGACAUCUUAUGUGAUGGUGCGGCUGUUUGUAUGCGGGGUCAUGUAUGAUAUAAGUUGAACGGGGAACUGGCGUCGCUUCGGGUAUGGUGUUUUGGUUUUCUUUCAAUUAAAUUAGGUGAUGAUGGUAUAAGUCGAGACUCAUGAAUUCAUUGAUGAGUGUAUUCUUCUACGUGAGUGAUCUAUGUGUAUGUUAUAUAUAUCUAGUCGGCCAUGGGCGAGCGGCUUCCGACCUGCUCUGCGCAUCGCACAAUAU
Messenger RNA from Aspergillus vadensis CBS 113365, 770 nucleotides. RefSeq lists its product as uncharacterized. NCBI's taxonomy places the organism in Eukaryota, Fungi, Ascomycota, Eurotiomycetes, Eurotiales, Aspergillaceae. The coding region runs from base 85 to 480 and encodes 131 amino acids. The transcript is spliced from 3 exons. The record is from RefSeq and is a predicted model, not a curated record.